CAUUCUUCUUCACACACGCAACAGCCAGCGUGCACAACCCCUCUCGAACGAUCCGUUCCCCCUCUCGUCGCGCCUCCAGCUCCAAGAAUCCAGGCUCCAGCAGCGAGUAGCAGCCCGUGAGCUGAGGCUGAUCCAUGCUCCACAUCCAAUCACACACACACACACACACACAUCAAGCCCGGCAAGCAAAGCAAUUCAUUCGGGCUGGCAUUUUUCAUCAAGUCUCCUGUCGUCGUCGACGACCUUGCUACUAGCUCAUAUAUAACCAGGCCGAUACUAAGCUGCUAAGCGUAUAGAGUUAACCUGUCGCCGAUCCUGCAUGCAUUCGUCCUUAUUAUUACUAUUAGCUAUGCCGACAACAAUGGUGGUGGCGGCGGCGGCGGCCCGUACAGAUAAGCCGCGGCUUAUGUGGUUGCCGCCUCUCGUCGUCGCGCUGCUCUUGCUGUCCGGCGCCCUACUAGAGGCUGCCGCCGCCGCUGCGGGCACGAGCACCACCUCGGCCGAUGACGCCGCGAGCUCGACCAGCUCCUUGGCCGCCGAACGAGCCGCCACGGGCCGCCGCAGCAGGUUGCUGGUGGCGUCGCAGAGCACGUUCUUCAGCCUGGACAGCUACGGCGCCCGCGGCGACGGGAGGCACGACGACACCCAGGCGCUGGCCAGGGCGUGGGAGGCGGCCUGCUUCUCGCCGCGGCCGGCCGUCCUGCUCGUCCCCGGCGGCAAGCGCUACCUGCUGAAGCUCGUCGCGCUCUCCGGCCCGUGCAAGUCCAGCGUCACGGUGACGGUGGAGGGCACCCUGGUGGCGUCGCGGGACCGGUCCGACUGGAUUGGCGGCGGCGGCGGCACUGACCGGCGGCGCCACUGGAUCGUGUUCCGUCAGGUCGACGGUCUCACCGUCGGCGGCGGGGGCGCCGUCGACGGCAGCGGCGAGACGUGGUGGAAGCACUCGUGCAAGAUCAAUAAGGAUCUCCCAUGCGAGGAGGCGCCGACGGCGCUGUCGUUCCACUACUGCACGAGCUUGAGGGUGCAUGACCUGAAGAUCGUCGACAGCCAGCAGAUCCACGUGUCCAUCGAGGAUUGCACCGGCGUGCAGUUGACAGGCCUGUCGAUCACGGCGCCCGGCACCAGUCCCAACACCGACGGCAUCCACAUCACACGCAGCAGGGAUGUGCAGGUCACCAACUGCAAGAUCAAGACUGGUGACGAUUGCUUGUCCAUCGAGGCAGGGACGCACGACCUCCACGUGUCGCAAAUCGUGUGCGGGCCAGGUCACGGGAUCAGCAUCGGGAGCCUAGGAGACGACAACUCGAGAGCCGAAGUCUCCGGCAUCACCAUAGACACGGUGCAGCUGUACGGCACGACCAACGGAGCGCGCAUCAAGACGUACCAGGGCGGAAGCGGGUACGCCAGGGACAUCACGUUCCAGAACAUGGCCAUGCACGGCGUCGAGAACCCGAUCGUCAUCGACCAGGACUACUGCGACAAGCGCCAGGCUACGUCACCGCCGUGCGAGGCGCAGGGGUCGUCGUCGUCGUCAGCGGUCGAGGUCAGCGACGUCGCGUUCAGGAACAUCCGGGGCACCACCGUCAGCAAGGACGCCAUCAAGCUGAGCUGCAGCUGGAACGUCCCCUGCCAUGGCAUUACCCUGCAGAACAUUAGCUUGGAGAUGCUGGGCGGCAAGGGUACGGCGGAGAGCACCUGCCGGAACGCGAGGUGGAGAACGUCCGGGACGGUUCUUCCGCAGCCGUGCACCUCAUUCAUAGACCUGGGGCACGGUUCCAACUGAGCAGAUUUGUUCGGAGAAGCAGCAUGCGCGACAUAGUGUGUGUGUAUAUUACACAGUAUAGGGUAUCUCAAUGAAUCGAUUUCUGGUUACAGGAGAUAAAUUAGGGUGUGUUUGGUUGUAAUGACAGAACAAGAUAGGAUAUGAUGAUCGAUUAAAUAAGGUUCUUUGGGUUAAGUACGUCAG
Molecule: messenger RNA, 1966 nt
Organism: Zea mays
Lineage: Eukaryota; Viridiplantae; Streptophyta; Magnoliopsida; Poales; Poaceae
Product: Polygalacturonase QRT2
Exons: 3
Coding region: 320-1783 (487 amino acids)
Biological process (GO): carbohydrate metabolic process
Molecular function (GO): polygalacturonase activity
Source: RefSeq, marked provisional